This is a messenger RNA of Acaromyces ingoldii, 5411 nucleotides long. RefSeq lists its product as hypothetical. Gene Ontology annotation, biological process: protein O-linked glycosylation. The record is from RefSeq and is a predicted model, not a curated record. The transcript is spliced from 5 exons. Lineage: Eukaryota; Fungi; Basidiomycota; Exobasidiomycetes; Exobasidiales; Cryptobasidiaceae. Gene Ontology annotation, molecular function: protein binding; glycosyltransferase activity. The coding region runs from base 171 to 5093 and encodes 1640 amino acids.
CGGACGUCGUCGUACACACGCCGCUCCCCUUUCCUGACUUGCUCCUUGCUGGCGACGAAGCCAGCAAGUGGCAGGACGGCAUCCCCCCUCUUCCCAUCCUCGAGCGUCGUUUUCCAAUCUCUUUCGGGACAGUACUGACAUUUGUCGUCCCUUCCUCCCCUCCUUCCUGAAUGCAACGCGUCCAACUCGAUGUCCAUCCCCGACGCUCCAGGUACCGCUUGGCGCCCGACGAGUAUCAGAUCCUAGCUUCGGCAGCGGCAGUGGCCACCGUCGCACUCACCACUGCCAGCGGCUCGGGAAGCCAUGAAACCGCUUCGCUGGCCAAGGAUCCCACGGGCAGCGUUUCAGGACAGGCUCAGUCCUUUGGCGGGGCUGCAGCACCGGUAGCAGCGAGCCAUCAUCGGGUACUCACUUCGAUGGAGCAGGAGCACAUUGCCGGCCUUCUCCGAGCAUGGGCCGGCCUCGAGGGACCGCAGAAGCAGGCCGAGGCACGCGAGCAACUUCAGCAGAGGCAGGCCAACGUCGUUCUUCAGGCAUCCAAUGGCGCUCAAGUCAUUGAAGACGGCGGCGCCCCGCAGCAGUCCUUCUUCCCGCCAGACGUCGCCCGUCACUACCAGAGCCAGCUCACUGCAUUUGCCGAGGGCUACUACAACGAGCUCCACAAGGAGGCCUUCAACUCGUCUCACCAAGUGCCAGGAUCAUCGCAGCAGCAACAGCAGCAACAGCAAUGGAGCCAACGUUCGGCUUCUGAGGUCACCCAAAAGGCUGCUGCGACGAUGCAGCAAGAGCAGCAGCAGCAGCAGCAGCAGCAGGUUGCACCAGUCGCUGCACAGGAUCCGGCCGUGCUCCUCUCGACUGUCUCCACCACAUCGGGCCUCGACGUCAGCUCGCCGGAGCUGCGUGAUCAGAUGCUUCAGUACGCCCACGGACUCUACUCUACAGGAAGCACCACCGAGACCGUCCAGGCUUCUGAAGGCGAGGCUGCUGCUGGAGGGGAGGGUGCAGCGCAGACGCAAACAAAGACGAAGGUGAAGCUGCACCCGACGCUGUUGCCACUGCUCCACACGCUGCGGGACCUGCACCCCAAGCACAAGCCCACGCUCCUCCUCCUGAGCUGCGCCUACUACAGCGCAGGUGACCUCGCCGCCAGUCUCAUGUACAACAACGAGAUUCUCAAGCUCGAUCCCAAAUACGUCGAGAGCAUGAGCAACAUUGGCACCACUCUGCGAGCUCUCAACCGGUGGAACGAGGCCGAGAGCUGGUGGUGGCGCGCUAUCCGGCUCCGGCCUGGCUACUGGGAUGCCUAUGAGAAUCUUCUCGGCGUCCUCAGCUCACCGCAGCAGAUGCCGCUGUCCCACGAGCAGAGGGUGGCCAACGAGCGCGCGGUCGAGCAGGGCCUCUUGCCCGAGUCAAACAUGCAGCGGUCCAGCGAGCAGCCGCAGAUGGGCGAGCCGCGGUUCCAGGAGGCGCUCAAGUUGUGCGACUUUGUCGAGGCUCACGUCAUGGCCGCCAAAGAUGAAAGCUCGGGUGGCGACAGCGAUGAAAGCCGGCCGAGGAAGGUGGCGGGAGGAGGCGACCACCCUGUAUGCAUACCCUCCCACCUUCCCGUUUCGCAGGCAUGGAGACUGCAGAAUCUCUUUUAUGCAAAGGGCAACCUCAAGUACGUUUUGACCAACAAUGGCUCCGUGCCAGCGGCCAGAGAGUAUCAAAAGGCAAUCGAGAUCUCGCUUUCGUCGUCGGAGCAGAGUGCCUACAGCCUCAAGGACCUGGUCGUUGCCACUUACGUUGCCGCCAUCCUGACGAUGAAGACAACGCUCCCGGGUACUGAUCCAACGACGCUCGUCGCAGAGGUCGCCCGGGCCAUUGGUCUAGACGUGCGAGACCCAACGCACCUCCAGGCAAUGGCAAGUGGCAAGUACGCUACUCUCAGCUCUGGCGGCCUCCUUCGGCUCGUUCGCGACUCGGGCGACAUCAUCGUAAAGUUCCUCUUGCGCAUUGGCAAAGGGCAGCUGCCUACGCUCAUGCUGCUUCCUGAGCUAGCAAUCAGGCUAAGAGAAAUUCUCUUUGCCGAGACAGAAGGGCAACUGCCUGCUCUGGCUCUCAACGCGCACCUUCAAGGAGCCAAGAGCCCCGUUGGAUUUCAGCAGGCUUCGCAGACCACGAGCACCAUUCUUCUCACUCUGGCCAAGCUCUAUCAGGACGCGACGGCAGUAGCCCCUGCGGCUGCCAGUGGGACCCAGGGCGGCCCCCUGACGCUCGGGGGUAUUCCUCCGUCGCUCUCGUUGAUGUUUCCGCUCUACUACCUCUCCAUCUCGCUCAACCCUUCUGCGUCAACGGCGAACAAUGUCGGUAUCCUACUCUCUUCGCUCCCGCUCAUCUCCCAGGUCGCAGCGCCCAACGGACAGCGCCAGACCGUCAAUGGCCAAGCGCUGGCGAUGCAGUACUACACCCACGGUCUCAACCUGGACCGCAAGCAUCCCCACCUUUACACGAACCUCGGCUCGCUCUUCAAGGACCUUGGCAAGCUCAACGAGGCGAUUCAAAUGUACGAAAAGGCCGUCGAGUACAGUCCCAACUUUGAUGUGGCCCUGGCGAAUCUUGGCAAUGCGAUCAAGGACCAAGGAAGGCAGCACGACGCGAUCCAGUACUACCGCAGAGCCGUCCAGGUCAAUCCUCGCUUUCCCGAGGCACUCUGCGGCCUCGUCAACUCGCUCCUGGCUGUGUGCGACUGGAGGGAGGUGUACCCGGACAAGGAGGCCGGUUGGUCUGGAUGGAUGUCUGACGUCAAGGAUCUGGUCCAGCGGCAGCUUGACGACGGCACCCACUACGGUGCAGGUACGCUGGCUGCCGAAGGGACCCCUUUCGAUUGGGCAAAGCUCGUGGCUGCUGCCACGGGCGACACGAGGCCUUCAACGGUUGACAGCCUGAUCCGACGCUUCCAGACGUUUUACCAAACUCUCGAUCGGCAGACGCUCAAGAUCAACGAGGGUUCGUUCGUCAUCCGACUCAUCGAGCGACUCCUUCGCCGAAGUCAGAGGAGGUGGUACUUGGACCGCUUUGGAAAUAUGAUUCGACAGCAGCAGCAGCAGCAACACAAUCAGUCGUCUAUGCCGAUCGAUCCAACGUCCGAGGACGUCAGACUUUACCCGAGGGUGCCCAUACCCUCGUGCCUCGUCACCCCUACCGUGCCCACCGUGCUCCCCUUCCACACCUUCACGCUCAAGAUUCCCCCGAGGCACAUUCGCCUCAUCUCGCACAGGAACGCCCUGCGCAUCUCGCAAACGACGCUCACACAGAUGUGGCUGCCGGCCCACGUGUACCCACCACCACCUCCGCCCUCGCCCAAGCUGCGUGUCGGCUAUGUGUCUUCGGACUUCAACAACCACCCCUUGGCCCAUCUGAUGCAAUCCGUCUUUGGCUUUCACGACCUCAGCCGCUUUGACGUGUUUCUGUAUGCGACGACGGCGUCGGACCAGAGCCCCUAUCGGCAAAAGAUUGAAUCCGAGGCGCAGCACUUUGUCGAUGUUUCGACGUGGACGAACCAAGCGAUCAUCAAUCGCAUCUUGGAAGACGGCAUCCACAUCCUUAUGAACCUCAACGGCUAUACCAAGGGUGCCAAGAACGAAGUGUUUGCCGCGCGACCCUGCCCCGUCCAGAUGGAGUUCAUGGGCUUCGCAGGCGGCAUGGCCUCCGGAUGGACCGACUGGAUCGUGGCAGAUCCCAUUGUGUGUCCACCAGACCAGACGAGCGUUGACCAGUGGAGAGCCAAACGACGGUUCCAGCACACGUUGCCCCGUCCGACGGACUUUGGCGGCGAUCUGGACCCAGAGGAGCCCGGUGACGAGUGGGUCUAUACUGAGCGCUUCAUCUACAUGCCCCACUCGUACUUUGUCAACGAUCAUGCUCAGGGCUUCCGGGAGCCGCAGGAGCGCCGUGCGAUCGACGGUCACCUCAUCAAGCCAGGCGAGAUGUCAGAUGAGGAGGCGUGGGCCGAGGAGGAAGAGCGUCGAUGGAAGGCCAGGAAGGAGCUCUGGCCGAACCUGCCCGACGACUUUGUCAUUUUCAGCGACUUCAACCAGCUGUACAAGUUUGAGCCGGAGCUGUUCAAGCUCUGGCUCAGGAUCCUCAAGCGCGUACCGAGGUCCAUCCUGUGGCUCUUGCGGUUCCCGGCAGCGGGCGAAGCGCAUGUCCUCCGGUCGGCCAAGGAGUGGGCGGGUGAAGAGGUGGCUUCGAGGGUCAUCUUUACCGAGGUUGCGCCUAAAGGGGUCCACAUCCAUCGUGGCAGAAUCGCAGACCUGUUCUUGGACUCGCUCGAGUGCAACGCACACACGACGAGCGCCGACAUCCUCUGGAGCGGCACACCUGUCCUGACGUGGCCCAAACACCGUUACAAGAUGGCUAGCAGGGUCGCGGCAAGCAUCGUCAAUGCCACUGGCCUGGGCGAGAGGCUGAUCGUCGACAGUGAGCAAGCCUACGAGGAACGAGCCGUCGAGCUCGCCAGUGGACUCGCCUACACCUAUGUCGACGGGCAAGGCAGGGCACUGGAGCCAGUCCAAGCGCUCGGCAAGAUCACAGCUGAGGCGUUCAAGUUCAACGCCGCGAGCAGCUCGGCACAGCCGCAUUCUGCCCAGCAGCCACAAGGCCAGCAGUCUCAGGGGACUGCGAAUCUCGACGCUGACAGACACUCUGCGAUGGCGCCCGCCAACGUGGGUCAGGCAGCUGCGGUUUCGUCCAAGAGCACUGCAGCGGAGGAUCUGGGCAGGGACUCGGUCGAGCUUGUCCAUCAGGGCGAGCCGCAGGGUCCACCGGGUGCAACGACGCGGCGUGGCCAUGGCGAGCUCUCGGAGCUCCGCAAGAUGCUCUUCCUCACACGCGACAAGAACCCGCUCUUUGACACGCGUGGAUGGACUCGUGCGCUGGAGAGAGGCUACGAAGAGGCAUGGAAGAGAUUCGUCGAAGGUACAGACGUAGAGGAUAGCCCAGAGUGGGAGGCCUUGCCUGAAGACGCGCCCGAGAAGCGGAGUGGCCACAUCUGGCUGACGGCGAGCGACGCAGGCAGGGACGACUUCUACGCCACCAAAAAGGUGCUGUAAAUCACUUGACGACGCUUGUUUCCUUUUCUUAUUACUGCUGCUUUCGUCCACGCCUGAUUUCCCAAGGCGAAUUCUUCCUGUUGCCUGUGCUGCCAACGCCUCUGCUUUCUGGGCUGGAAAUGCCCUGGACUUGAUGGCCUUUAUUGUUUAAUUUAAUCACCUGUCAAUUCAUGAGAUGGGAGAUGAAUCACUGCUGCUGCCAGGACAGCGUGCUGCAAUUGAAGCAGGGGCAGGCGUCCACGGCGCGACUUGGUGGCCAAUGCGCUGAGACCGAAAGGCCAAAUCAACAUAAUUAGGCGCGUCGUGCGGGCGGGCCGU